Messenger RNA from Mizuhopecten yessoensis (Yesso scallop), 1582 nucleotides. RefSeq lists its product as uncharacterized. The coding region runs from base 84 to 1199 and encodes 371 amino acids. Lineage: Eukaryota; Metazoa; Mollusca; Bivalvia; Pectinida; Pectinidae. The record is from RefSeq and is a predicted model, not a curated record. The transcript has 5 exons.
GUUCCAUCAGAUAACGCUUUUUGGAGGACCAAAGUAAACCGUCUCUAUAUGUAUGAAGUUACUGUACCUAUUCGGUUGUAAAAAUGGCAAGAGCCCCAUUUUCCUGUGAAUUUGACAUUAAAGAAAUAAAAAACCUCGGCUACGUAGAAUGUAUGGACAUUCUGGAAUCAAAUGGCAUCGAUAUCAAAGCUUUAGAAGAACUUGAAGAACUUCAGGAUCUUAUCAUCAAGAAUUUGCAGUUAGGCAAACAAUACGAGAAUGUGGAGGAAGGCCAAUCUGUAUCUGGGGAGGCGAGCGACAGCAGAGAUAUUUCAUUUUCUUCGUCUGCUGACCUGAUGAAUCAGAUUAUCUCCCGUGACCGUGAAAUCAAAGUCAAACUAAAUGGUAUCUAUGACGACAUGAAGAGGUUCUUUGAGAUGAGUCAAUACACUUCCGACCGAGACCUGCAGCACGAGCUAGAAAUUGAAUUCAACAAUGUACAGGGCAUGGCUGAUGAAUACUCCAGGGAACUGAUGUGCGAUGAGUGUCCAAUCGUUGUCGCAGGAGAAACCAGCGCAGGAAAGAGCAGCUUAUUAAACCUGAUUCUUGGGAGUAAAAUUCUCCCUUUGUCACUUCGCUCCAACACCUCCACCGUCUGUCGCCUCCGUAACCACGAACAGAAGAUGAUCAAAGUGUACGAUCAAACUGGGGAGAAUCUUGUCUUCGUUCGGGAAUUCGAAGAAGAUGUCAAAGACGAUGAACUGAAAAAGGAACUACAGAAGUACAUCAGUUGUGAAGACAACCCGUAUAGAUACGUGGACAUUUUCUGGCCGAUUCCAUUUCUGGGGAGUCAAGUCAUCAUAGUGGACACACCCGGUGUGGGAGAAAACAGCGAGAUGACCAGUCGCCUGCUGGACUACCUCCCAAAGGCCGUGGCCUUCAUCUACGUCAUCAACUCAGAAAACGCUGGCGGGGUACAACAGGAUAGACUACUUAGAAUCAUUGAAAAACAGAAAAAAUGGAGAGAAGAUGGACGUAAGCAGACAUUUGACAACAGUUGUACACUGUUUGUGUUGAACAAAUGGGACGAAGUACCGGAGUCAGAGCGAGACAGGGUGUGGAACAACACCAAGGAAAAACUUAGCUGCUGGCCGGGCUUUACUGAGUCUCAGAUGUUUAGACUGAGCACACUAGAGGUAUGUGGAUGUUUAAAUAUAUAGAAACAAGAAAGUAGGUAAGUGUCUACACAGAAAAAGUCACCAACAACCGUCCAGUACCUGGCGACAACCCUAUGUAUAGUACCAUGAUAGUAAGUAGGUGUCUACACAGAAAAAUACACCAACCUCCGUCCAGUACCUGGUGACUGCCCUAUGUAUAGAACCAUGAUAGUAAGUAGGUGUCGACAAAGAAAAAUACACCAACCUCCGUCCAGUACCUGGCGACUGCUCUAAGUAUAGUACCAUGAUAGUAAGUAGGUGACUACACAGAAAAAUACACCAACCACCGUCCAGUACCUGGCGACUGCACUAAGUAUAGUACCAUGAUAGUAAGUAGGUGACUACACAGAAAAAUACACCAACCUCCGUCCAGUACCUAGCUAAAA